UCUGCAUCUUUUUGGACAAUUGUUUUUUGUCAAUGUCUUUAUGUCCCCAAAGUGUUCUGUAAAUUGACUAUUUGUUGUACUAGAGCGGCUCCAACUACCGGAGACAAAUUCCUUGUGUGUUUUGGACAUACUUGGCAAAUAAAGAUGAUUCUGAUUCUGAUUCUGAUUCUGAUGAUUUGCUUUCGCGGGCCACAUAAAAUGAUUUGGUGGGCCGGAUGUGGCCCCCGGCCCAACACUUUGACACCUGUGAUAUAUUCGUACUUUUGAUAGAUCAAAAGCACAAAUGGAGUGAAUAAAUAGUCAAGAGAGAAUAAUUGUACUGGUAUCGGUCUAAAAAAAAUGGUAUCGAAUAUCCAUAGUCGGAGGUAGAGAGGGUGUGUGUGAGAGAGAGAGAGAGAGAGAGAGAGAGCUGAUGUAAAAGAGGGAGAGAGAGAGCAACACGCGCUCAGGAAGACGAGCGAAGGAGGCACGCGGCAUGUCUCGAGGAUUCAGGUGCGCAUACACGUGGCGCAAGCGUGGCGUCCCCAGGUGGCUGGGAUAAAGGCGGCCGUGUCCGCAGCUGCUAUGUGCGCACCCUCGGCACGCCCCCGCUAAAGAUGGCUCCCCUCGCUCUGCUCCUGCUUCCCGCCUUGCUCUCCCGCCUCCCCGCACCGGGCCACGCCGCCGGCAUCCACAAGCGGGCCGCCGUGCCUCGCGCCGCCUCCCGCUCGGUGGCCCGCAUGGACGGCGACGUCAUCAUCGGCGCCCUCUUCUCCGUGCACCACCAGCCGUCGGCGGAGAAGGUGGCCGAGCGCAAAUGCGGCGACGUCCGCGAGCAGUACGGCAUCCAGCGGGUGGAGGCCAUGUUCCACACCCUGGACCGCAUCAACGCGGACCACCAGCUGCUGCCCAACAUCAGUCUGGGCUGCGAGAUCCGGGACUCGUGCUGGCACUCCUCCGUGGCUCUGGAGCAGAGCAUCGAGUUCAUCCGCGACUCGCUCAUCUCCAUCCGGGACGACAAGGACGGAUCCAAGUGGUGCGUGGACAGCCAGUCCCACUCCAGCCAGCCGCCGCCCACCAAGAGGCCCAUCGCCGGCGUGAUUGGGCCGGGCUCCAGCUCGGUGGCCAUCCAGGUGCAGAACCUGCUCCAGCUCUUCAACAUCCCGCAGAUCGCCUACUCGGCGACCAGCAUCGACCUGAGCGACAAGACUCUGUUCAAGUACUUCCUGAGGGUGGUGCCGUCCGACACCCUCCAAGCCCGAGCCAUGCUGGACAUUGUGCAGCGCUACAACUGGACCUACGUGUCUGCCGUGCACACUGAAGGGAACUACGGCGAGAGCGGUAUGGAGGCCUUCAAGGAGCUGGCCUCCCAGGAGGGCUUGUGCAUCGCCCACUCGGACAAGAUCUACAGCAACGCUGGCGAGAAGCAGUUCGACCGCCUCCUGAGGAAGCUGCGCGAGCGGCUGCCCAAAGCGCGCGUGGUGGUGUGCUUCUGCGAGGGCAUGACCGUACGCAGCCUCCUCAUGGCCAUGCGGCGCUUGGGCGUGUACGACGAGUUCCUCCUGGUCGGCAGAUCAUUCAUCUGUCUGUCUGUCCAUCCGUCCAUCCAACAAGGUCAAGGGGAACUGGAGCUGGUUUCCAUCUCAGGUGACGUUGGGCCAGAUGCGAGCGACGGGUGGGCCGACCGCGACGAGGUGGUGGAGGGCUACGAGCAGGAAGCUAAGGGAGGCAUCACCAUGAAGCUGCAGUCCGCGGUGGUCAAGACCUUCGACGACUACUAUCUGAAGCUGCGACUGGACACCAACACCAGGAACCCCUGGUUCCCGGAGUUCUGGCAGUACCGCUUCCAAUGCCGUCUGCCCGGCCAUCCUCAGGAGAACAAGAACUACAAGAAAGUCUGCUCCGGAAACAAGAGCCUGCACGAAAACUACGUUCAGGACAGCAAAAUGGGCUUCGUCAUCAACGCCAUCUACGCCAUGGCGCACGGCCUCCACGACAUGCACAGGGAGCUGUGCCCGGGCCAGACGGGGCUGUGCGAGGCCAUGGACCCCAUUGACGGCAGCAAGCUUCUCGACUAUCUUCUCAAGACGUCCUUCAGGGGUGUCUCUGGGGAGGACAUCUACUUCGACCAAAACGGAGACACCCCUGGAAGGUACGAUAUUAUGAACCUGCAGAACGUGGAGGACGGCCGCUACGACUACAUUAACGUGGGCUCCUGGCACGAGGGCGUCCUGAGCAUCGACGACAACAAGCUGUGGAUGAACAGCAGCGACAUGGUGCGCUCGGUCUGCAGUGACCCCUGCUCCAAAGGACAGAUCAAGGUGAUCAGGAAGGGCGAGGUGAGCUGCUGCUGGAUCUGCACCACGUGUAAGGAAAAUGAGAUCGUCCUGGAUGAGUUCACCUGCAAGGCUUGCGAACUGGGUUGGUGGCCCGCUGACGACUUGGCAGGCUGCCAGCCGCUGCCCCUGAAGUAUCUGGACUGGGCCGACGUGGAAUCCAUGGUGGCGGUGGCGUUCUCCUGCGUGGGCAUCCUCAUCACCUCCUUCGUCACCUUUGUCUUCAUCCAGUACCGCGACACUCCCGUCGUCAAAUCCUCCAGUCGAGAGCUGUGCUACAUCAUCCUGGCGGGCAUCUUCCUGGGCUACAUCUGCCCAUUCACCCUGAUCGCCCGGCCCACCGUGCCCUCCUGCUACCUGCAGCGCCUCCUGGUCGGCUUGUCGUCAGCCAUGUGCUACUCGGCGCUGGUGACAAAGACCAACCGCAUCGCUCGCAUCCUGGCGGGCAGCAAGAAGAAGAUUUGCACCAGGAAGCCGCGUUUCAUGAGCGCCUGGGCGCAGGUCGUCAUCGCCUUCAUGCUGAUCAGCGUCCAACUCACCCUGGAGGUCACCCUCAUCAUCCUGGAGCCGCCUGAGCCGAUCAAGUCGUACCCCAGCAUCCGCGAGGUCUACCUCAUCUGCAACACCAGCAACGUUGGCAUGGUGGCGCCGCUGGGCUACAACGGCCUCCUCAUCAUGAGUUGCACCUACUACGCCUUCAAGACGCGCAACGUCCCGGCCAAUUUCAACGAGGCGAAAUACAUCGCCUUCACCAUGUACACCACCUGCAUCAUCUGGCUGGCUUUCGUGCCCAUCUACUUCGGCUCCAACUACAAAAUCAUCACCACCUCCUUCUCCGUCAGCCUGAGCGUCACCGUGGCUCUGGGCUGCAUGUUCACGCCCAAGAUGUACAUUAUCAUCGCCAAGCCCGAGAGAAACGUCCGAAGCGCCUUCACCACGUCCGACGUGGUGCGAAUGCACGUCGGCGACGGCAAGUCGGCCGCCGCGGGUGGGACUAACAGCUUCCUCAACAUGUUCCGCAGGAAGAAGCCCGCAUCUGGCAACGCCAAUUCUAACGGCAAGUCUGUGUCAUGGUCUGAAUCAGGUGCAAGACACCCUCCGAGCGGGGGCAAUGUGUGGCACAGACUGUCUGUGCAUGUGAGGAAACAGGAAGCCAGCCUGAAUCAGACGGCGGUCAUCAGGCCCCUAACUAACACGCCCGACCCCCACAGUUGUCAGCCCCCCGCCGCCGCCGCCCCCACCGCCGCCCGCGACCUUGGCACAGACCCCCGCCCGCCCCCGCGAGAGCCGCCACCGCCCGCCCCGCCUGGCAACGACAAGCGCCACCCCGGUCCCGCUCCGUACGCGGGCCCCCUGGUGGAAACGCACCGCUCGCACGCCCCAGCCCCCCUUGCCGGAGAGCCAUUGAUCUUGACAGAGCUCUCUUUGGCGGCACCCCUCAAGGAGGGGGUGCCCCCGGCUGAGCGGCCGGACCUUUUGCACGACUUCAUGUAUGAUGCCAAGGAGGAGGGGGCGGACGGGCACAAGCUCGCCCUGGAGGACACCUUGGCUCUGUCGCCCCCGUCCCCCUUCAGAGACUCGGUAUGUUCGGAGGAUUCCGCCCCGGGGUCCCCCUCCAUGGAGUUCAUGCUGGGGGGUCCCCACUACACCGUCCAAGCCCUCCGAGACUUUGCACACAGCUCCUCGACACUGUGAGAGCAAAAAAAAAAAAAAAAAAAAGGUGCACAACAUUUGACGAGCUUUGAUUACUCCUACUUAUUUGUUUAUUGAUGCCGCCAUUUUGCUCGCUUGUGUUUGUCGUUAGGCGUCCAUUAAAGACACGCAUAGAAGAACAUGGCUCUGUUCGGAGUCACUCCCCAUCCAAUUUAGAGUGCCCUAAAUCAGUGGUUCUCCAUUUUUCAACAUUUUUUUUACACUACCACCUAAAAAAAUAGAUAUUUUGGCAUUCCAAGUAUCACCAUCAUGACCAACAUUAUAGUGAGUUGGCCAUUUUAUAGGCUCAGCGGCAAGUAAUUGACGGUUCAUAACUGGUAAAGGUUCAUAACUGCCUAAAGAUGCCACAAGAUGGCGGCAAAGCACUAUUUCUCUAUUAGACAGGGCUAUGGCCUGACUAAAUAUAGCUCCUCCCCUCAUUUCAACUCGAUUCCCUGGCACCAAGAUGCCACAAGAUGGCGCAAAAGCAAUCAGGGGAAAAAACCAAAACAAAAUUUAAAAAAACGCCAGGACAGUUUAAUUACAAUAUAUUGAGUUGUUCAAUAUGUAAUAUGGCAUGUCCACCAGCUGAUGUUGAGCCGCUACGUUAUAAUUAUGCAACAGCCAUGACAUCAUUUUUUUAUUGUAUUUUAUUUGUUUUUAUGAAUUAUUGAACCACUGUAUAAAAAUGUCUUAAGAGUGAUUAGGGAGUAAUGAAUGAGUGAAGGACUCCGAACACAAAUCAUGUCUGAAGGGCUGUCAGAAAACAACAACAACAGUGCCAAAACUCUUCACCUUCUCAUGCCAAAUUCACAUACGGUACUGUGCAAACGUAUUGGGGCACCUUUCAUUUAGUAAAUAGGAGCAGCCACAUUUUGAUGAGUAUUUAGGUAAACGUGGAUUUGUUUUCACAGAAUAUCCAGCCCUCAGAAUCCUAAUGGUACCGGCCAACUUUUUGUGAUCGUUCAUGAACCAGGAAGUAGCUUGCUAAUUGCUGAACUAAAACAAAUACGGUGCACAACAAUUUACUUGAAUCAUUUUUUUGAGAGAUUAAUAAGGAUAUUUAAUUAAAAUUAUUUUAAUUGAAAUAGAGACUACUAUUUGAUGAAAUUCAGUAUAUACUGAAUAGUGCCACAUUUAGCAUUGCUAAAAAAAAUUAUCCCGAUCUAGUGGUUGUCUCAGACUUUUGCACCGUACUGUAAAUAAAGCAAACCAUUGCUAAACAAGAAAAAAGUGAUAUACGCUACAAAAAACGCUCAAAAAACAGCACAAGACAGUCCAAAUGUGCACAUUUUUGCCUUUUUCAAUUCACCUUAGCUAUCACAUCCGACCUCGUUUAAAUAGAGAUGGUUUUGUUUAUUUCUUAAAAGGAGUGUAGUAAGCUGCUUGUUUUUUCUGCGUCUUGAUUGGCAACGCCACAACCACAAGCCUCGUUCGCCGCGCUGUCGGUGGACAUAAGACGUGCCAACGCGGGUUGUUGUUCUAGCAGUAACGCAGUUACGGGAUGUAAUUUUGCUUUCGACACGUGGCUGUGUUUUUCUUUUCGGCUGUGUCAUCGUAAGAAGGCAAAAAAAAACAAUAAUAACAAUGUAAACAAAACAAAACGCAGUACUUGUAUUUGUAAAACUGUUACGCCAUCUCUUGUUUUUUCACACAGGUGGUAUGUUUGUAAUACAGAUACAUGUUUCUAUAUUUAGAAUGUCCACAAUCUUAAAAAAAAAAGAAACCAGUUUAUACAAUUGCUUUUGAACUUUUAAGCUAACUUGUCAGUAAAAGUACCUGCAAUGACUAGUUGCUUCUUGUAAUGACAUAUUUAAUUCCACUUUAAGUUUCUUCUACUUUUAUCAAUAGGAAUGCGCGUUAAGUAUAAGACUAUACAGUACAUGGUGCCAGUGUAUUGUUUUUUUCAAAUGUUUUCCAGUCUAUGAUAGUGAUGGUUUUUAUGUCCCAAAAAGUAUAAACAGGGUAUAGAACCAUGUUGAACAACUCUAAGG
Molecule: messenger RNA, 6001 nt
Organism: Phycodurus eques (leafy seadragon)
Lineage: Eukaryota; Metazoa; Chordata; Actinopteri; Syngnathiformes; Syngnathidae
Gene: grm1a
Product: glutamate receptor, metabotropic 1a
Exons: 10
Coding region: 597-4010 (1137 amino acids)
Biological process (GO): G protein-coupled glutamate receptor signaling pathway; regulation of synaptic transmission, glutamatergic
Cellular component (GO): postsynaptic density membrane
Molecular function (GO): G protein-coupled receptor activity involved in regulation of postsynaptic membrane potential; adenylate cyclase inhibiting G protein-coupled glutamate receptor activity
Source: RefSeq, a predicted model, not a curated record